This is a messenger RNA of Fusarium mangiferae, 1026 nucleotides long. RefSeq lists its product as uncharacterized. Lineage: Eukaryota; Fungi; Ascomycota; Sordariomycetes; Hypocreales; Nectriaceae. The transcript has 5 exons. The record is from RefSeq and is a predicted model, not a curated record. Bases 1 to 1026 code for a protein of 341 amino acids.
AUGCUUGUGCUGUCAAUUGUGUUCCUUUUGCUUACAGCAAUAGUCAUUAUCCUACGUUGUUUUGUUCGUUUCAAAUAUGCAAUAUUUGGUGUAGAUGACGGUCUUAUGCUUGCAGGCUGGCUACUCCAUGUCGCUCAUGUAGCUGUUAGCAUCCAAGCUAUCUAUGCUGGCUUGGGAAGAAAAGAUACCAGCUUGAAUAGCUACGAACAGAGAUCCAUUCUCAAGUAUACAUGGUUUGGGGAAUUGAUUUAUAUCUUGUCAUUGAUAUGUCUUAAAUGCUCCAUCUGCAUUACCUUCUUGCGAAUUGCUGUCAAGAAAUUCCACCGCAUGAUUAUUUGGGGAACAAUUGUCUUCAUUAUAGGUACUCUUCUUUUUGCCGUUAUUGGGAUGUUUGCUGUAUGCCUCCCCAUAAGUGAUAAUUGGGAUGACUACAACGCUUGUUCGCCAACCUUGAGAACAAGUACUGGCUAUGUGCUGGCUAUCAGUGCAAUUGUCUCGGAUUGGAUAUGUUCGAUCUUGCCUUUUUUCAUGCUGUAUAAGUCUAAUAUGCAGAAAGCAACCAAGAUUUCUGUUAGCAUUAUUCUUGGGCUAGCAGUUUUUGCAUCUAUAUUUACUAUUAUUCGAAUACCCUAUUAUAAGGGUCUGACAAGUCCAGAGAACUUCUUUUAUAAUCUCGCAUAUAUCUACCUCUGGUCGAUGGUCGAAACCAGUGUCGGAACUAUUGCCGGCUCUUUGCACGCCAUACGGAAGUUGUUCAGCUCUCAUUUCCGUUUCGAUACCAGUACAGGCUCUUCUACAGCUUGUGCUACACCAUUUUCUGGGACCAGCCGAGCUGUUAUGACAUCGCAAUCAGUGGCAGCCGGAGAAAGAAGCAAUAAUUGGGAGCGGCUUGACGAUAAUGAAGGUUCGCCUGGUCAAAAGAUUCAUGUUCAGGGGGAUCUAGAGAUGCACUCCUUGGAAAGACCCCAGACGCCCCGGGAUUCAGAUGGAUCCUAUGCGGAUCUUGUGCACCUAUCCCGCGGCUGA